Molecule: messenger RNA, 936 nt
Organism: Penicillium canescens
Lineage: Eukaryota; Fungi; Ascomycota; Eurotiomycetes; Eurotiales; Aspergillaceae
Exons: 3
Coding region: 1-936 (311 amino acids)
Cellular component (GO): cytosol
Molecular function (GO): aldose reductase (NADPH) activity
Source: RefSeq, a predicted model, not a curated record
AUGUUUAAUCAGCACAACAAGAAGACCUAUACCCUUAAUACCGGCGCUAAAAUCCCCGCCGUCGGUUUGGGAACAUGGCAGUCCAAGCCCAAUGAGGUCCGUGAGGCCGUCAAGAACGCCCUUCUCGCUGGAUACCGUCAUAUCGAUACUGCUCUGGCCUAUGGCAAUGAGGCCGAGGUGGGCGCGGGUAUCAAGGACUCCGCCGUGCCCCGCGAGGAAAUCUGGCUCACCACCAAGCUGGACAACACCUGGCACCACUGCGUGAACAAGGGCAUUGAAUCCUCUCUCAAGGACCUCGGUACUGACUACGUCGACCUCUACCUGGUUCACUGGCCCAGCUCCACCGAUCCCGAUGACAAGUCUAAGCACCUGCCCGACUGGAACUUCAUCAAGACCUGGCAAGAGAUGCAGAAGCUGCUCGCCACGGGCAAGGUCCGCAACAUUGGUGUCUCCAACUUUGGCAUCCAGAAUCUGGAGAAGCUCCUCAACGACCCGAGCACCAAGAUCGUCCCCGCCGUUAACCAAAUCGAGCUGCACCCCAAUAACCCAUCCCCCAAGCUAGUUGCAUAUAACACCUCCAAGGGUAUCCACUCCACCGGCUACUCAUGCCUAGGCUCAACCAACUCCCCUCUCUACAAGGACCCCACUCUCCUACAGAUCGCAGAGAAGAAGGGCAAGACCCCUCAGCAAGUGCUCUUGGUCUGGGGUGUUACUAAGGGAUGGAGUGUCAUUCCCAAAUCUGUCAGUAAGUCGCGUAUUAAGGGCAACUUCGAUAUCAACGGCUGGAACUUGACUGCGGAAGAGAUGAACCAGCUGGACAACCUUAAGGACCGCUUCAAGGUCUGCGGUGAUUCCUGGUUGCCUAUCAAGGUAUUCUUCGGCGAUGAUGAGGAAAUCGCUCGCCAUGAUGAUGUAUUAUCAGUACAUAAGCUUUAG